AUGUGCCUGUACAACAUAGACCGAUACGUUAUUCGUGAUGACGAGAAAUGGAACAAUCGUAGUGACAAGGAUAAGAGAUCAGCUUCCCCUCACGCGAUCAUGUUGGCCGAGAACUUGGCUGACAUGGAGGUUCUUGUAUCUCCGGAAGGGACGGAUAAGAUGCGCCUUCUUUGA
Molecule: messenger RNA, 174 nt
Organism: Fusarium pseudograminearum CS3096
Lineage: Eukaryota; Fungi; Ascomycota; Sordariomycetes; Hypocreales; Nectriaceae
Exons: 4
Coding region: 1-174 (57 amino acids)
Source: RefSeq, a predicted model, not a curated record